AUGGCUGCAGACACUGAAGAUUUUGAAAUGAUUUCCCAUAUUCCAUUCCUUACUAAAUAUAAGAAUUUCCCUGGUGCUCCAACAUUUUUGCCAGGUAAACCCAUCUGGCCAGACCUCUGCAUUGCCUCCUACAAGGUAGAUCACACUUGCUUGGCUAAACGUUAUUCUGUAUGCUUUCAAAUUUGUCUUCUUCCUGAAUUCUUUUUCUUUCUAUCAUGGCAACCUUCAACAAUAGUUUGGGAUCGGCACCUUCUGGCAAAAGAUAUCGUGUACGUGUUCUUCUGCUGCUAUUGUGGAUUCGGGAACAUCCUUGCUUACUGGUCCAACUAUAGGGCUGCUGAUGCUGAAGUCAAUGUUGAGGAUAAUCAACUUCCUGAAUCAUCAAAGCAUUCUGACUUUUCGACACUUACUCAGGAUGUUGUUGAUUUAAACUUGACAUCUCAUUCUCCUGGUUAUAGCGAAAGUAUGCCAAAUGAAAAAGUAGAGUGGGAGCACUUGCAUUUGAAUUCUCAUGUUAAGGGGGAGCAUUCUUUCGAGAGGGAGAAUAGGAGAAUGAAUGAUAAUGUUGAGGAGGAGCAACCUGAAAAUGAAAAUGUCGAGGGGAACCUUAAUAUGUCGAAUAAUAAUCAAAAUGAAACUUUUCAUGAUUUAAAUGAUAAUAUUUUUGUUGCAGGUUAA
Molecule: messenger RNA, 678 nt
Organism: Lactuca saligna
Lineage: Eukaryota; Viridiplantae; Streptophyta; Magnoliopsida; Asterales; Asteraceae
Source: the annotation of a GenBank genome assembly